CCUAAUUGUUGUGAUAAACUUAUUAAAUAGAGUGAAAUGACAAUUACUCGACUACGGGAGCGGCAAAUAGUGGCCUUGAAGCAGCUGAUUAACUUAAAUGCUGAAGUAUCAAAAAAGCAGCUAGCAGCAGAACCACAAUGGAAGGUCUUGAUAUUCGACAGGUAUGGCAAAGAAAUCAUUUUUUCACUCCUCAGCAUCAAAGAAAUCAGGGAACUUGGAGUCACCUUAACACUAUUAAUCCAUUCAGAACGAGAAGCAAUUGAAGAUGUUCCGGCAAUAUAUUUUUGCGUUCCUACAGAAGAAAAUGUUCAGCGAAUUAGUUCUGAUUGCGGGAACUUCAUGUAUGAAAAGUUGUAUCUCAAUUUUAUUGGCCAAGUGUCCAGGCGUAUGCUAGAAGAUCUUGCUACCAGAACAGUGCAAACAAAUUCAGCCAAUAUGAUUGCAAAGGUUUUCGACCAGUACCUCAACUUCAUCUCCCUGGAGUCUUCUUUAUUCACUCUCAGACACAGCAAUCGAGACAUCAUUUCAUAUCACACUCUGAACUCUUCGAAGACGAAAGACGCUGAGAUUGAGCAGAGUCUGCAGUUAAUGGCCGAGAGUCUGUUCUCAGUGUGUGUGACACUGGGCACUGUUCCUAUCAUUCGAGCUCAGAAAGAAACAGCCGCAGAAAUGCUCGCGCAGAUCCUGGACAAGAAAUUCCGGGAGCACCUGAAAGACAGUCGGUCAAACUUGUUCGUGCAGGACUCAUUCCAGGCGGGACAGAUGUCGUUCCAGCGACCUCUGCUGAUUCUCUUGGACAGAAAUUUAGAUUUGGCCACGCCUCUUCAUCAUACGUGGACUUACCAGGCUCUUGUGCACGACACAUUAGAGCUGCAGCUUAAUAAAAUCAGAAUUAGUGAGAGUGCUGGGCGACCUGUGAAGGACCACGAUUUGGGACCCGCAGACAAGUUCUGGCAGGAGCAGAAAGGAAACCCCUUCCCUACAGUGGCAGAGGCUAUCCAAGAGAGUCUUGAGGCGUACAAAGCGUCUGAGGGGGAAGUCACCGCACUCAAGGCCCAAAUGGGACUGGACGACGAGGCAGGUGACAUAGCAGCUGAACUAGUGAGUGACAACACCACUCUGCUGGCGAAUGCAGUAAGUAGUCUGCCAGAACUACUGGAGAAGAAACGACAUCUGAAUCUGCACAUGAACAUGGCCAGUGCUGUGCUUGAGGAGGUGAAGAGACGAAAGCUGGACCAGUUUUUUGAAACAGAAGAGAAGAUCCUGAGCAAAGGUGCCGCUAGUCUGGACAAGCCUUUGAACUCGUUCCUCCAAGACGGCGAAUUGGAACCGGAAGACAAAGUGCGUCUAUUCGUGAUAUACCUUCUCACGCGGCAGUCGGGGGAUGAACAGACAAAUGGAGGUAAACUAUCUACAGCCGAAAUCGACUCGUACUGCGCCGAGCUGGAGGCAUCGGGCUGCGACAUUCGGCCGGUGAAUUACAUCCGAAAGUGGAUGUCGAUUAACUCCAUGGGAAAUGUGAUGGCGGUAGGGCGUGCAGGGGCAAAACAGUCGUCGCUGUAUACGGGAGGAGGUAAUUUGGGCACGGCCAAGAUGUUCUCAAAUCUCUUGUCACAGGGAUCUCAAUUUGUAAUGGAAGGCGUGAAGAAUUUCGUACUCACGCAGAGGAAACUACCCGUGAGUCGAGUAGUGCAAAAUUUGAUGGAAAACAAGAGCGGUCUGAACACUGAAGUUGAUGAAUACGAGUAUCUGGAUCCAAAAGUGGCCCCUAGAUCAUCAGUCGGGGGAGAGGGGGGUGCGGCUGGAGACAUACCCAGGACGAAGAAUGCAUUCAAUGAGGCUAUUGUGUUCAUGGUGGGAGGCGGAAACUAUAUUGAGUAUCAGAAUUUAGUGGACCUAUUCAAUAACGGUAAAAGUGGAAAGAAGGUUUUGUAUGGGUGUACUGAGCUGUCCAACGGAAGGGAUUUCCUUAAGCAGCUCUGCUUGCUCGGGUCCGAUUGAAUUGAAGCGCAAUUUUCUGUUAAUGAGGGACCCCUCUUUAACUCAAUGUUGAACUUGCGAAGCGAUACCGAUAUGCUUCAAGAUUUAACUAUUUUGGACUGGUUUGUUUAAUCUAAUCACUGGUGUACGAAAUGUUUUAUGUAAAUAUAUAUCAAUCUCAAUUUACGAUCAAGUAAGACGCUCGA
Symsagittifera roscoffensis is the source of this 2186-nucleotide messenger RNA. RefSeq names its product sec1 family domain-containing protein 1-like. The transcript has 15 exons. The record is from RefSeq and is a predicted model, not a curated record. Gene Ontology annotation, cellular component: Golgi membrane; cytosol. Bases 37 to 2001 code for a protein of 654 amino acids. NCBI's taxonomy places the organism in Eukaryota, Metazoa, Xenacoelomorpha, Acoela, Convolutidae. Gene Ontology annotation, molecular function: syntaxin binding. Gene Ontology annotation, biological process: intracellular protein transport; endoplasmic reticulum to Golgi vesicle-mediated transport.